Molecule: messenger RNA, 480 nt
Organism: Danaus chrysippus (African queen)
Lineage: Eukaryota; Metazoa; Arthropoda; Insecta; Lepidoptera; Nymphalidae
Source: the annotation of a GenBank genome assembly
AUGAUUACACCAGCGCAAGUGGCAUUACUGUCGAUCCUACUUGUCACGUUUCUGUGGACCAAAUCUUCAGGUGUGUUUAUACCAAAUCUAACAGAUGGUUGCUAUAGAUGUCUGUGCUACAUUUCGACUCUCUGCGACGUAUCCAAUGAUUGUUCCGGAGGUUACUGCGGUCCAUUCAACAUUUCUAGAGUGUACUGGGUAGACGCUGGCAACAUCACCUUACCUGACGAUGAACCUGAGAGAAACAAUGCUUGGAAAGACUGUGCUCGGAAUUAUCAGUGUGCGAGAAGAAUUAUAGAGGGAUAUCUACAGAGGUUCGGAAAGGACUGCAACGAUGACGGCGUGACAGAUUGCUAUGACUACAUGAUGAUUAAUGGAAACGGAGGAUAUGGAUGUACUUCACCUCUCAAUAGAUCAGCGAAUGGAAGGAAAUGGCUCAGGAGAUACGAGGAAUGUCGCAGUUCACGUUUAGUAAAUUAA